Molecule: messenger RNA, 1428 nt
Organism: Ustilago hordei
Lineage: Eukaryota; Fungi; Basidiomycota; Ustilaginomycetes; Ustilaginales; Ustilaginaceae
Exons: 4
Coding region: 1-1428 (475 amino acids)
Source: RefSeq, a predicted model, not a curated record
AUGGAUAUGGAGACAGAUUUGGAAGAAAGGUUAAGCAGAGGAACAGCAGAGGAGAUGGAACAAGGAUCAACCACCGAAACUCAGAUUGACAGCAAAUUCUUUGGACUCGUAGCGACACAACCGGAAUGGAGAAAGAACCUGGACCCAACCAUACAUGAAGCAAUGAGUGGAGAAGACAGAAAGCACUGGGAAGAGGCCAUGCGAAAGGAGCUGGAUGGGUUGGAGGUGAUGGGCACGUGGGAGAUAGCCGACCUCCCGAAGGGUGCAAACACUGUCGACACAUGUUGGGUACUCAAGAUCAAAACCGAUGCAAACCUCAUGCUGACAAAGUUCAAAGCCCGGCUCGUGGCACGAGGUUUCACCCAAUGCGAGGGCAUUGACUACACAGAGGUCUUUGCACCAGUAGCACCCAUCCAAUCCAUUCGAGGGGUGAUCGCUGUUGCAGCACAAGCAUACCUGAACUCCACUAUACACCAUGAUGUAUAUCUCAAGCCCCCAGUAGGAAUCAAAAUACCACCUGGAAAAGCGUUGAAGGUAGUGAAAGGGCUGUACAGUCUGAAACAAUCAGGCCGAGAAUGGAACAUUGAGUUAGACUCACAUCUCCGGAUGAUCGGAUUUCAUUGCAUGCCGAGUGCACCAUGCCUAUACUCAAGAGGGACAGACGACAAGAUCACGAUCAUCACAGCAUAUGUGGAUGACAUGCUGAUAACAUCACCCAGUCGUGAUGAAGUAGACCGCACUAAGCAAGAGAUCAUGGACAAAUGGGAGAUGCAAGACAACAGAAGGAUCAAAGAAUUUCUGGGUAUCAAGAUCACACAUGAUAGAAGACAGAGGAGGAUAUCUCUGGGCCUAAUGGCAUACAUCAAAGAAAUGGUGAACAAAUGGUUAGGAGGAGCAAACGAGAAAUCUUGGGUACCCAUGCUGAGUGUAGCGAACAUCGCCAGAGGCGAGAGAUGUGAACCUCAUGCAUGGAAGGCAGCCAUUCACAUGGUAAAGUACCUGAACCAAACGAAUGAAUAUCAGUUGCACUUAGGAGGGGAGACAAACAAGCACUUGGAUACACUGGUAACGACGUAUACUGAUGCAAACUGGGCAUCUGACCCCACAAAUGGACGAAGGAGCACCUUGGGGUCGAUAACAUAUGUGUAUGGAUGUCCAGGGUGCAUACAGGUGAGCAAAGAUCCAGCCAAACAUUGGAAGUUAAAGCACAUCGACACACGGUAUCAUUUCAUCCGCGAUCAUGUGCAAGAGGGUGAUGUGGCAAUCAAAUAUGUCGGAACAGCAAACAACAUUGCAGAUGUCUUGACAAAACCUUUACAGGGUCUCAACACCUCACGAUUGGCUAGGAUGAUAGGGCUGGAGAUCCCGCUGAAGGGGGGAGUUGAAGAUGCAUUGGCAUCUCAAGCAAGAUGCACAUGUCACAGCUGA